Dichomitus squalens LYAD-421 SS1 is the source of this 939-nucleotide messenger RNA. Its product is annotated as NAD(P)-binding protein. The transcript is spliced from 10 exons. The record is from RefSeq and is a predicted model, not a curated record. The coding region runs from base 1 to 939 and encodes 312 amino acids. NCBI's taxonomy places the organism in Eukaryota, Fungi, Basidiomycota, Agaricomycetes, Polyporales, Polyporaceae.
AUGGGUCCGGUUGUCGCUGGUGAGCAGAUAAUAUGGCCCAUGUUGCAGCAAGCCUUUCCGCUCAAGACCGAAUUCUCGCCAGAGGACAUACCUGAUCUCACCGGACGGAUUGUCAUAGUCACUGGCGGUAACGUCGGUAUCGGUUACGAAACUGUGAAGGCUCUCUUGCAGCACAACGCCAAGGUCUACCUCGCCGCCCGCAGCAAGAAUAAGGCAGAGAAGGCCAUCAAUUCCCUGAAGGAGGCGACCGGCAAGGAAGCCAUCUUCGUCGAGCUUGACCUCAGUAGUCUUUCUUCGGUCAAGAAGGCGGCCGAAGAGUUUUUGAGCAAGGAGUCAGAACUUCACAUCCUCUUCAAUAAUGCCGGAGUGACCGCGGACGGGUACGACCUGCAAUGGGGUACGAACGUCGUAGGCCACUACUACUUCACCGUGUUGCUUUUGCCCGCUCUCCUCGCCGGUGUCAAGUCGUCGCCAGAUCAUCACGCUCGCGUUGUUACGACGGCUUCCAGCGGCGCAUAUAUGAGUACUUUACACUGGGAGACUUUCAAGGACUCACCCGAGAGGAAGAAGUUGUCGAGAGAAAACCUCUACUGGCAAAGCAAAUUUGGCAAUGUGGUGUUUGCGCGGCAGCUUGCGAAACGAUACGCUGAGCAGGGCAUUAUCUCUGUCUCCCUAAAUCCUGGGAACAUCCAGAGCGAUCUGCAACGCCACCUUACCGGCCUGCAGAAGAAGCUUGUGAAUGCGGUGCUGUAUCCAACACCCCUUGGUGCGAUCACACAGCUCUACGCCGGUACGAUGCCGGAGGCUCUCAACCAUAACGGCGAGUUCUUCAUACCAUGGGCGCGUAUUGGAAGGUGCAGGGCGAAGGCAUACGAUGACGAGCUAGGAGACAAGCUGUGGAAAUGGCUCGAGGACGAAGUCAAGACGCAUCAAGCGUGA